UCCACCCAUCGAGGUAUAAAACGAACCCGCCCUCUUCUCGGCGCCAUAUUGAGCUCUGAACACCGGACGAGGCUGAAACCAGAAGGAACGACAUCAUGUCUGACGAAGGAAAGCUUUUUGUUGGAGGCCUGAGCUUCGAAACCACAGAGCAGUCCCUGGAGGAUGCCUUUGCCAAAUACGGUGUAAUCACCAACGUUCAUGUCGCCAGAAACAGAGAAACAAACAAGUCAAGGGGCUUUGGAUUUGUCACAUUUGAGAACCCAGAAGAUGCAAAAGAUGCCAUGGAGGGAAUGAACGGAAAAUCUGUAGAUGGCAGGGCAAUUCGUGUGGACGAGGCAGGAAAGGGAGGCAGUGGCCGCUCUGGCGGUGGUGGAUACAGAGGUGGCAGUGGAGGAGGAAGAGGAGGUGGAUACUUCCGUGGGGGCAGAGGAAGAGGUGGUGGUGGCUAUGGCGGUGGUGACCGCAGCUAUGGCGGUGGUGACCGCAGCUAUGGUGGUGGCGACCGGGGCUAUGGAGGUGGUGACCGUAGUUAUGGGGGAGACCGGGGCUACAGUGGUGGCUACAAGAGUGGUGGUGGUGGUGGUGGAGGAUACAAUAGAGACAGGAGUUCCAGUUAUGGAGACAGAAGCAGCUCCUACAGAGACAACUAUGAGGGAUAUAGUGCUGCACAUGAAUAAGGCCCAAGAUGCAACUCUUCACUGGCUGUGUAUUCUAAAGACGUGCUCCUCAAGGAUCUGUUCAUUCAUGUAGUAGAUUUUCUUUGUUUAUAAACAGAAAUGCAGGUGGAAUAUGGGGCAGGGAGUUGUUUAUAUUGGCUGUGAAAUGUUUUUCUUUGUUUUUUCUUUCCUUUUUUUUUUUUUUUACAUUACUGAAAUAAUGAGCCUCAUGUGAAUCUUAUUCCUCUUGGUCUGUUCUGACCAGCUGCCACAGUAUUGCUAUCUGGUCUCAAAUUUUCCAUUUUAUUGGAGGUCCUUAUUUUAUAUUUUAGGUUGCCCUAUGUUUUAGCGAGCAUCUACCUCUUAAAAGACCAUUUAGGCAGCUGUGGAAUUUUCAUAGUUUUCAAAUUUGAAUCGAUGCAGUAAACAGUGAUAAAUUGAGCAAUCUUUCCAUUUGAAAUAAAAGGCAAAUUUGAUAGAAACUAAAAGCCUCUGUCCAUGUCAAGUAUCCAAAGAGUCGAUUCCUUACAGACUGGUGAACACUGCUCGGCCGAGCUGGCCGGCACUGGUGCUGUUCUUGAAGUGCAGCUUGCCACGUUCACCCUCACUCUUCCAGAGGUAUAUCUGCCCUGCUUGACGUUUUCCAUUUGUUUUAAACAUGUGCUGUAAAGAUGGACCGACACUUCUAAACUGUACAGUAAUCUAUAUGGAAGAUGAAAUGUUAAACUGUUACUAUUAUUACUACCCCAGAUCUAAGGGGAUUAUGUGCUCUGUUCUUUGUAUUCGCAUUGGAUCUCUUAUUUGUGUCCUUGGCUUCAUGGAGCCUAUUAAAUGAAACAGUUUGAAAAUCAA
Messenger RNA from Clarias gariepinus (North African catfish), 1508 nucleotides. It is a transcript of the gene cirbpa, whose product is annotated as cold inducible RNA binding protein a. Gene Ontology annotation, cellular component: spliceosomal complex. Gene Ontology annotation, biological process: positive regulation of mRNA splicing, via spliceosome. Gene Ontology annotation, molecular function: RNA binding. Lineage: Eukaryota; Metazoa; Chordata; Actinopteri; Siluriformes; Clariidae. The transcript is spliced from 7 exons. The record is from RefSeq and is a predicted model, not a curated record. The coding region runs from base 96 to 677 and encodes 193 amino acids.